Aspergillus melleus is the source of this 678-nucleotide messenger RNA. It is a transcript of the gene isa1, whose product is annotated as Fe-binding Fe/S cluster assembly protein ISA1. NCBI's taxonomy places the organism in Eukaryota, Fungi, Ascomycota, Eurotiomycetes, Eurotiales, Aspergillaceae. Gene Ontology annotation, molecular function: 2 iron, 2 sulfur cluster binding. Gene Ontology annotation, cellular component: mitochondrion; cytoplasm. Gene Ontology annotation, biological process: iron-sulfur cluster assembly. The record is from RefSeq and is a predicted model, not a curated record. The transcript has 2 exons. Bases 1 to 678 code for a protein of 225 amino acids.
AUGGCUGCUUCUCUAAGAAAACCUUCCACCACGCUGUCGACGAGAAGCCUUCGUCUGUUCUCGUCCUACGGAAACGUCUAUCGGUCAUCGAGGCGGGACAUGCAGACCCAGACUGCCUAUCGUCCGCAUUCUCUGCCUACCUCCUUUCCCAUGCCCCGGAACGCUGGAGUUCCCGACACCUCGAUUGCCGCCGAUUUCCCAUCGACUCCCUUUCAGCAUGUCCCGGAGAAGCAACACACCUCGUCCAACAUAAGCUACCGUGAGAGCGAGGCGCAAAAGUCGAAGCCCGUCGAGUCCAAACCCGCCACCGCCCCCAAGCCCGCGGAAAAGCCGCGGCGGAAGUUGCGCCCUAGGAAGGCCGCUAUGAAGCUGACUCCCUUGGCCAUCGAGCAGCUCCGUAAGCUUGUUGCUCAGCCGGAUCCCAAAUUCAUUCGAGUUGGAGUCAAGAACAAGGGCUGCUCGGGUCUCGCCUACCACCUGGAAUACGUGGAAAAGCCCGGGGCGUUCGACGAGGUGGUGGAACAGGAAGGCGUGAAGGUCCUGAUUGACAGCAAAGCCUUGUUCAGCAUCAUUGGCAGUGAAAUGGACUGGCAAGAAGACAAGCUGAGCAAGCGAUUCGUUUUCCGGAACCCCAACAUCAAGGAAUCAUGCGGAUGCGGCGAAUCCUUUAUGGUCUAA